UGCGCAUGGCACAUUGCGAAUUUCGAGUUCAGCAACUUCGUGCUGCGUCCUUUCCGGUUCAGAAGUCGAGUGGGUUUUCCGGUUCAGAAGGCAGACGGACCCUUUCUUGAAGCUGCGUAUGAGACGAUCCAGAUCGUCGAGUGAGGUUGCAGCUGCACUUGUGUGUAAAUGAAAACUAGUUUUGAACGCUAUUUCUCAUAGAUCAAAAGUCAGAAAAUGCAGAAAAUGAACAGGAUGAUAAGAAACCGGAAAAGAAACCGAUCGAGCAAGAAAACAGAACGAAAACCAUGGAAAAGCAAGCAAAUUCUUGCUACGAUCGAAAGGAAAAGGAAAGGAAAAAGAGAAGAAGAGAAAAGGAAAGGAAUUAGGUCUGAUUUACGCUGAACGCGCAUGACAAACUUGAUUUCUUAUUACUUUCAAGGAGGUGAGCCAUGGCUACGGUCACUACGGGCACGUUAGGAAUGUAGAAUUAGCAUAAGAUACUGGAAGAACUAGACUUGGGACUAUAGAUUUGUAAUGCGUAUGUGUGAUAUUUGAAGUGGUUUUAGAUGGUGUUCGAUUUGCAGUCGGUAUGCGUGCGUUUGAAAAAAAAAAAACAACCUCUCCAUUUCGAAACAAGAUCCCACAAUUGGUGGAGAACCUGGGCAUAGUCCGACUCAGAUGCAAUGCCUAUCUUUACCGUUUCAGUUAGAUUCCCAAUCAUGACCUCGACGAAACGAAAGAAGAAGAAGUGAGAAGGGCGCGCAGCGGAAUAAACUGGCGCCAAGGAAACAGCGCGGACGAAGGAAAAGGCGCUGCAAAGAGACGGCACGCCAGACAAGCGGUUUUAGCUUUUCGCAGCUGCAGAUGUUGCACACGGCCACGCAAUUUGCGACGAUGCGCCUAGCCGCAUGUGAAGAACCUGUUCGAGUUUUGAAACCGGGAACAAUACAGACUUUUGGACGCGGACGACAUUAAGCUUGUGAUGGAACAGAAGCGGCCACGACUUUGGACCAAGCGACGCUGCAGAGAAAUAGAACGUGAAUCGACCAGACCAGUCCCAGAACCGACGAAGAUCCGCAAUAGACACCUGACAGAUCACUGAGAAAAAGACAUGUUUAUGUAUUGACGAGACUCCGACCGCGGUAAAGAUUUGUUUAUGUAGUACGCGAUCGGGGUACGUUCCAGAUUUUUUGUUGAGCGGACGACUUACGGUUAAGUGAUGGCAGUGAAGAUUUUCGAUUUGUUUACGGACCAGCAGAACCUGACUCGCAAGUUUGUGGGCGCGAAUAGUUCCAGCAUCAGUUUCGCGCGAUUGGCAGCCAGAAGUUUAUUUUAGGAUAGUAGAGGAGACGACAAAGAUUUGGCGCUGCGGGUUUUUGAAGAAGCAGUUGCGCACGACCACGGUUACCGCCAUGGCAGCAUUUUUCCGACUUCAGAAUAGCGGAGAGUGAAGAACGCAGUAGCAGUUUUUCAAGAUUUGUUUCGAACAAUGCGAAGAGAUCACGGCGGCCUCCUUCUUUCGCAAUAGCGCGCCAGCUCGGAGGAGCCGCAAAUAGCAGUGGACCGCGCUCCUUUUGCUUCUUCCAUACAGAAUGCGGCAAUAGCGUCAGUGAACUCGAAAAGAAUAUACGUCAGACCACGGAGUAGCAGGGCGGCUCUUAGCGCAGGAAGAAAGAAUAGUAUCGGCAAGGCAGCUGCAGUAGUAGUUCCGGUUUCGAAAGACAGGGGAAGAAGAAGAGGCUUCGGCCUAGCCCGCGCAUGACAGAUUCGGUCUGAAGAGGCAGACAACGAACUCACGCAAAGAAAAGAAUGUUAGCAGACGCGGGGCUCGUUUCCAGAAAAUUUAGCUUUGGCGUUCGCAGUUCAAGCCUGCGAUAGAUCGGUGCCCAGCAGGUGUAGACGCAAGCCUUCCAGUAGCAAGAUGAUGAUGAAGAUAAAGAGAUAGAUUGUUCAAGACCCCGACCCCCACAUCCCUUUGCGUUCGCAGCACCGAUAGACGACGUUGAUAGGUUUUUGUUCGAAGACGCAGUGAUGAAGAUGCGAAAGUGAAGAAGUUCCAGUCAGGGGGCGUGUAGUCGUAUAGCGACUUUGCUGGUGACUGCAACUUCUUCCUGUGAUGGCGUUCCCUCCUUGAAGAUUCAAGAUCCCGAUGCAGUUCCGACCCCAGAUUGAUGCGACAUGCAGUAGUAGCUAGCUGACUUAUUGGGAUUCAAGAUGUGUGCCUUGGGAUUUUUAUUUGUGUUCGCAGUGACAGCUUGGGGCCACCGGGUUUAUCGCUGACUAGCUUUUGCUGACGUUUGAUUUCCGCCUGUGUUUGGGAUCCCAGGCUACUAGGUGAUGACUUCGCUUCGGGCUUCGGGAUUUUAGGCACUAGCACUAGUAGAUCGCGGCGAAAAGCAAUCAAGAUAGCGUAGAACACUCGGGCAGAGGUGCGAAAACACCGGGAGAAAAAAAACGAAAAACCCAGGGCAGCGCUAAAGGACGGGCACAGACACGGAAACCAGCAACAGGAAAAGUAGAACAAAGAUAACCAGACAACGACGCGAACACGAGACACCACAAAAGAAGAACGCAGAACAAUAUGGGGGCGUAGAACCAUUUCGCUUUCGACAGCAAGCAGCGCGCAGCGUUGACUCCGAUUUUUACAUGCAGGAACGAAAAGGGAAAAUGAAACACAGUAGGAGUAGCACGAACAGCAGCAGCAGUGGUGACAACGAGACCUACGGUUUUCCGGAUGUAGGAUUUUUAAGACUGCGUACGAGACGAUCCAGAUCGUCGAGUGAGGUUGCAGCUGCACUUGCAGCAGACCAAAACGAUCAGUGAGAAGGGGAAACGUGUGUAAAUGAAAACUAGUUUGUCGCACGAACUGCUCAUCCCAAAAUGCGAUGCUGACGUUGACAAAAGUAAAUCUUGAAGUGAUCUCAUUCUAUUUUUCCGAUCCUGUUUUUUGAAAAUGUAUGAUGUUCUUUUUUGGGAAUAAAGAUCUAACUUUUAUCGUUUUUCUAAAUCUGUAAUGCAAAUGGCCUAUCUGCACGCAAAUGCGCGACCAAGGAAGUUCGUUUUUUUUCACCGGUUUUAAAUCCUGUAUAAUGCAAAUGUUUUUUCAAGAUCUUUAUGUAUGAUUUUCUUAGAGUGAGGGCUCAGCCGUGGGUGAGCACCGUAGUAUUUACCAAUCGCGUUGUUCAUCGCGCAUUACAAAUUCGCACUGCUUAUCUAUCGCAUUUUCUCCAAUCAAAUCGUCACGGUAUCGAAUCGCACUAGAAUUAUUUUCGAAAUCGUGACUAUCGUACUGGGAAUUGGGUAGAAUCGUUUAGAACUUAGACCACCGAAUAGACCGCUGCUGAAGACCACUGGACUCGUUUUUAUCUCGAGCUGACUACUGGAAAGAAAAGUAUAGGCAUUCUUAAACCGCACCUAAUUGCGGUUAUUUGGGAUUAGUAGUCGUGUUCAACCUCUCCAUUUCGUGUAUAGAUGCCCAGGUUCUCCACCAAUUGAAGGAUCUAGUUUCAAAAUGGAGAGGUUAUUUUUUCAGAAGCAACAAUACCGAAUCAAAAGCGAGCAACAUCAUAACUACAUCGCAAAACGCCACCAAUUCGCAUUACAGAUUCAUUAUUCCAGGUUUGGUUCUUCCAGUUUCUAAUGCUAAAUCCGUAUUCCUAAGUGGUCCAUAGCCGUGGCUCCGCUCCCUUGAAGUAGUAAGAAAAUCCAGUUUGUAAUGCGGAUUCCAGAGAGAUCAGACAUAAUGAUAAUUCCGUUCCUUUUCUCUUCUUCUCUUUCUUCUUUCCUUCGUCUUUCGAUCGUAGCAAGAAUUUGCUUGCUUUUCGUGGUAUUUUGGUCCUUUUCCUUGCUCGAUCGGUUUCUUGGCUUUUCCUUAUCAGCAGACCAAAACGAUCAGUGAGAAGGGGAAAC
Molecule: messenger RNA, 3891 nt
Organism: Amoebophrya sp. A120
Lineage: Eukaryota; Dinophyceae; Syndiniales; Amoebophryaceae
Source: the annotation of a GenBank genome assembly